Podarcis raffonei (Aeolian wall lizard) is the source of this 3776-nucleotide messenger RNA. Its product is annotated as acyl-coenzyme A synthetase ACSM4, mitochondrial-like. Gene Ontology annotation, biological process: fatty acid biosynthetic process; acyl-CoA metabolic process. Gene Ontology annotation, cellular component: mitochondrial matrix. The record is from RefSeq and is a predicted model, not a curated record. Lineage: Eukaryota; Metazoa; Chordata; Lepidosauria; Squamata; Lacertidae. Gene Ontology annotation, molecular function: fatty acid ligase activity; fatty-acyl-CoA synthase activity. The transcript is spliced from 14 exons. The coding region runs from base 355 to 2097 and encodes 580 amino acids.
CCCUCCUCAAGCUGUUGCCUGAGAAGGGUCAAAGUACCAUCAUAUUUUACGGAUUAUGUCAAUUAUUAGAGGACACUGGCAUCCAAUACUUGGCCACACACCUCUUUGCUGUGGAAGUGCAUGCCAAGGCAAUUCAGGACCCUCAGUGCGUAUGAUGUUCUCCAAGCAAUAGCUGCCACAACUGCUUUGAAGACAGAGGUGCCCUGAAAAGCGACAGAGCCCCGUGAAGAAGCCCUUUCUCCUUAAAACCUUUUGCUCCAGUUCCUGACCUACCAGAACUCUCAGAUUGGUGACCCAAAGGAGUAUUUUAAUUUUUUUAGCGCUAACGUCAUUGCAAGGUUUAAUUCUUCCGCCAUGAAAACUUUACUGAAAUCACAGAUUCUCAGAUCAUUCUGGAUACUUCGACUGCAUCACCGAUGGAUCCACAGGCACAACAGGUUCCUUGGCUCUCCCAUUUUUGCUCAGUAUGAAGCUCAAAGCCAAGGAGAGCAGCAGCUACCUGAGUAUUUUAACUUUGCAAGUGACGUAUUGGAUAAAUGGUCACAGAUCGAGAAGGAAGGAAAAAGACCUUCUAACCCAGCACUAUGGUGGAUAAAUGGAAGAGGGGGUGAAGUAAGGUGGAGCUUUGAGGAGUUGGGAGUCCUGUCCAGGAAAGUGGCCAAUAUACUCUCCAACCAAUGUGGGCUAUGCAAAGGAGACAGAGUGUUGGUUAUCCUGCCCCGAAUCCCGGAAUGGUGGUUGGUGACCGUGGCUUGCAUAAGGACAGGAAUCAUCCUUAUGCCUGGAAUAUCCCAGUUAACAGCAAAAGACAUUCAGCACAGACUUCAGGCAUCGAAGGCCAAGUGUAUCAUCACCACAGACGCUGUGGCCCCUGCAGUGGAUUCCAUUGCAGGCAGCUGCAACUUCCUGCAAACCAAGCUGGUGGUAUCUGAAGGCCCGAGGGAUGGGUGGCUGAAUUUCAAAGAACUCUGCAAAGAGGCUCCUGACAGCCAUGCUUGCGUGAGAACAAAGAUCCAUGAUCCAAUGGUUAUUUACUUCACCAGUGGAACGACGGGAGCUCCAAAGAUGGCUGAGCAUUCCCAAGGGAGUCUUGGCUUUCGGCCCAUCACCCACAAAAGAUACUGGCUGGAUUUGACCCCUGCUGACAUUAUGUGGUCCACUGCAGAUACAGGAUGGGUGGUGGCUUCUCUGGGGUCUGUUUUUGAACCAUGGGCUUUGGGUUCCUGCGUCUUCAUACACAGCCUGCAGCAAAUAGAAUCCACAAUUAUCCUGAAUACUCUGUCCCGGUUUCCCAUCACCACCAUCCUGGGUCCUCCAACCUUGUUCCGCAUGUUGGCACAGAGCGAUCUCACCAGUUAUAAGUUCAUGAGUCUGCAGUACUGCUUAAGUGGAGGGGAACCUCUGAAUCCUGAAGUGAUGGAGCAGUGGAAGAGCAUGACAGGACUGCACAUCUAUGAUCUCUAUGGACAGACGGAAACAGGUGUGAUUUGUGCGGUUAAAAAAGGGAUGAAAAUUAAACCCGGUUCAAUGGGAAAGGCAUGUGCACCAUAUCAAGUCGAGAUCAUAGAUGAAGAAGCAAAUGUUCUGCCACCUGGGAAAGAAGGAGAAAUAGGCAUCAGAGUGAAGCCCCAAAGACCCCUUGGUUUCUUCUCUCGCUAUGUAGAUAACCCAGAGAAAACAGCUGCAACAGUACGAGGGGAUUUUUACCUUACUGGGGACAGAGGACUGAUGGAUAAAGAUGGAUACUUUUGGUUUAUCGGGAGAGCUGACGAUGUCAUCAAUUCUUCAGGGUAUCGCAUUGGACCAUUUGAAAUAGAAAGUGCCCUUUUGGAACAUCCAGCGGUAGCAGAAGCCGCAGCUGUCAGCAGUCCAGACCCACUCAGAGGAGAGGUGGUGAAAGCAUUUGUGGUCCUGUCCCCAGCCUACACACUCCAAGACAAGGCAAAAUUAACACUCCAGUUGCAGGAGCACGUCAAGAAAGUUACUGCUCCAUACAAAUAUCCAAGGAAGAUGGAGUUUGUCAAGGAGCUGCCGAAGACAGUCACGGGGAAAAUCAGACGGAACGAGUUAAGAAACAAAGAAUGGGGGCGAGUUUGACACAAUGGGGGAGGUUGCGCAACUACCAAGUUUUCUUGAACGCUGUGGACGUUAUUCAAGGCUUGUUGAUAUUGAGAUGACCAAACUCUGGGCUGGACUUUGAGCAUCCAGAUUAGAGGCUGUGGGGAUGAUAAACAAUGAAAGAAGGGAAAGUGUGCUGUACCAUUACUAUGCAGAGAUAUCCAUGGACUUUAAAUAUCCCUUGUUAUGUGCCACCCACUCUUCCACGCAGUGACAAGUCUGAGACAGCAACAUGAGAUUUAAGUGGAUGAAAGAGACCUCAGGAGGUUUUGAAAUAUUCGCUUUAUUUACAAAUUUUCAAGAAGAGCACUGUGGAAGCAAAUGGACAUCUACUGCAAGUAGCACAACUCCUAAUCCUGCACCAGAAUCCUGAAUAGCAGCUACAUCCCAAGAAUGCUUCCAUUUAAGUCAGCUCCAACUUUAUAUUUGGUGGGGGGCAUAUCUCUUUCCCGUUCUCUUUGACUCUAGGCUCUUCCAGCCUGCCACUAUUUUUGGUUGGGAUUCAGCCACAUUCCAGCAAAUUCAGAUUGUGCAAAGAUUUUAUUUGUGCGUGCAAUGGGCAUUACAAAACAUAGGAAUAGUACAUAUGUCUACAAUCACUAAUCAGCAGCAGUUAAAGUUGAUUCGGCACUCUUGUGUAACAAACUCACUUCUCUCCCACAACCAGACUUCUUACGACAAGUGAUGAUAAUAACACAAAGCUCUAUUUCUCCUUCACAUCUGCAGGUGAGGCGGUGGAUGUGCUGAACUGGGGUCUGGCCUUUGUAAUGGACUGGAUGAGAGCCAAUAAACUGAAGCUCAAUCCAGAUAAGACAGAGGCACUGUUAGUAGGUGGUUCCUUAGACCAGAUGGAGACUGCUUGCUCCUGGGGGUUUACACACCCUCUAAAGGAGCAGGUACGUAACUUGGGGGUGCUCCUGGAUCCAUUGCUGUAGCUUCAGGCCCAAGUGGCCUCAGUGGUGGGGAGUACCUUCUGUCAGCUUUGGCUGGUGGCCCAGCUACACCCUUAUCUGUGCAGGGAUUACCUAACUGGUGUGGCCUCUGGUAAGACUACUGCAAUGUGUUAUACAUGGGGCUGCCUCUGAAGAUGGUUUGGAAACUUUAGCUGGUGCAAAAUUUAAUGGCCAGGUUGCUCAUGGGUGCAAGAUGACUGGCCCAACUGCACUGGCUACCAAUUCGUUUCUGGGCCCAAUUCAAAGCACUGGUGCUGACCUAUAAAGCCUUGCACGUCUCAGGACCUCAUUACCUUAAGGACCUCCUCUCCUCAUACAAACAGACCCAGGCCAUGUGGUUGUCAUGCAAGGCCCUUCUCUGGGUGCCCUCAUCCCUGGUGGUGUGCCGAGGAUGACAUCAUCACAUGUCUUUAGGUGUCAGGUGAAAACAUUCCCAUUUUACCCAGGACUUCAGCAAUUAAACAAUCUAUGGCCUUUUAAAAGUGGGUGGUUGGAUAUAAUGACCCCCCCCAUUGUUUUAUUGUUUUUUAUGUUAUGUAAAUUAUGUUUUUAAUGUUGUACUGGGAUCUUUGGUUAAAAGGUGGUAUAUAAAUUGAAUAAUCAAUCAAUCAAUGAUUGCUUGCCACACACAAAUCAGAAGGAAAGCUCAAUAAAUAGCCAGCAUUGCCUAACAAACUUUGUGCAAAUAAAGGUGACCUUGAACUC